Molecule: messenger RNA, 1340 nt
Organism: Hydractinia symbiolongicarpus
Lineage: Eukaryota; Metazoa; Cnidaria; Hydrozoa; Anthoathecata; Hydractiniidae
Exons: 1
Coding region: 251-1108 (285 amino acids)
Source: RefSeq, a predicted model, not a curated record
UAAUAACGUGAAUUUAAAAUUUUGGUAAAAAAAUCAUUCAGUUGACAAUUUCUUACGCUGAUAGUUAUUUACAAAUUUGUUGAGUGGGAGUAAAAAAUAAACAAACAGUCAAACGUAAUUUGAUUUAAAUAAAACAUAAAAACGUUAAGUUUUCAUUUAUUUGAGAAGCGGGAGAAAAAACGACUUAAUGGGAACAGAAAUGUUAACGGUCACGAAAACAUUUUGAAGAGGACUUCUUUGGCGUUUUGAGAUGAGGAAAAACACGGAAGCGAGUAGCAGCAGCCACCGCACCCCAGUAGAGAGAGCGUACUACGAAUCCUUAAUAUUUCGUGACCGAUGGAACGUUGGAAGGCUCUAUGCGUCGAAUAUGUACGAAAGUCAAAACUAUACCAAAAAAAUAAAACAUUUAGCAAGAGAAAGAAAAAUCAAUUUGUACCAAAUGGAUUGUCAAAUGGAGGACAUGCGAAGAAAAUGGAUAAAUUUUGAGAUAGAAAAAGAGAACGGGAAGUAUUUAGAACCACAAUUAACUGCGAAAAAAGUUCACACAUCGAAAAAAGAGGUUGUGCCGGACAAGCGGAAACCGUCGGUUAUAAUACCGCCACCUUUAUAUGAAACUAAUAACAAGUCAAAAGAGAGCCAAUCUCAGCAACAAACCAGAAGUAAACAGAGAACUUCCCUUUAUCUUCCUAAGCUAAAUCGGAGAAUAUUGAGGGACAUCCCGAGAAAAUCUUUGAUUGCUUUUGCUGAGGAUAUGGAAAGCAUCCGCUCUUUUGACGACGUCGCGAUAACAGAAGUGGAAGAUGUUAACCAAUCCAUAGACCUGCCCAGGAUGCACAACCCACAGGAUUUGUUAAUCCAUCGAAACAGGGCUCAAUCAUUACCUCCAGUCUCGCUUACUUAUAUCAUAAAUGACUACAACACGCGGCCAAGAUCUCGUUCAAUUGGUCCUAUACUGUUAAACGAGUCAAGAAGUUUAUCACGUGACUUAAAAACAUCGCGGGGAAAAUACGACGACUAUAUCACGGAAAAAGAUUUCGAAUCUACAACAGCAAAGUUCAUUCCCCGAUGUUUGACAGCACAACCAGUGAGUUUAAAUAACAUACUGUGAAAAAAACUUACCACAAAUAUCUUGCGCACUUUUGUUCUUGAUACACCUAGCAAAAUAAACGAAGCAAGAUUUACACGCGUAAAUAGACGUUUCGAGAGCUGGAGAAAAGCCAACAUUAUGUGAAGCAUUUUAAAAUUCUUGCCAAUUUAUUCUCAAGCAAUGAAAGGAUGGUACAUAACAUGUUAUUUAGAUCAUGUAAAUGUAAAUAAAUAAAUUUCAAAACAAGUUUUGA